AUGCAAGGUUUGAACAGAACCUUUUUUAUUUAUCUUUUUAUCCUUGUAGGCUUCUCCAACCUGGGCGACCUGCAGAUCCUCCUCUUCUUCAUCUUCCUCCUGGUCUACUUGACCACUCUGAUGGCCAACACCACCAUUAUGACAGUCAUUCGCCUGGACCGGGCUCUGCACACCCCCAUGUAUUUCUUUCUCUUUGUGCUAUCCUGCUCAGAGACCUGCUACACCUUGGUCAUUGUACCGAAAAUGCUAACUAACUUGCUUUCCAGCAACCCAACUAUUUCCUACUAUGGGUGUGCAGCCCAGCUCUAUUUCUUUGUGGGUUUGGCUUGUACCAAUUGCUUUCUGAUCGCUGUGAUGGGCUAUGACCGCUAUGUGGCCAUCUGCAACCCUCUUAACUACAUGCUCAUCGUCAGUAGAAUGACCUGCACACUCUUAGUUCUGGUCUCUGGCUUCUGUGGCUUUCUGAUCUCUGUGGUUGUCAACAUCCUAGUGUUCAGCGUCCCCUUCUGUGCCUCCAAUCGUAUCAACCACUUCUUCUGUGACAUUUCUCCUGUCAUCAAACUGGGCUGCACUGACACCAACCUGAAGGAGAUGGUCAUCUUCUUCCUCAGCAUACUAGUCCUGCUGGUUCCUUUUGUGCUGAUCUUCAUCUCCUAUGUCUUCAUCGUCUCUACCAUCCUCAAGAUCUCUUCCUUGGAGGGACAGCGGAAGGCCUUUGCCACCUGUGCCUCCCACCUCACUGUGGUCAUUGUUCACUAUGGCUGUGCCUCCUUCAUAUACCUAAGACCCACCUCCUUGUAUUCAUCAGAUAAAGACCUGCUUGUGGCCGUGACCUAUACUGUCAUCACUCCACUGCUUAACCCUCUUGUCUAUACUCUGAGAAACAAAGAAGUAAAGGUGGCUCUGAGAAAGGUUCUCAAUAGGUAUUCACUACCUAAAACUAUCUGA
Erinaceus europaeus (western European hedgehog) is the source of this 948-nucleotide messenger RNA. Its product is annotated as olfactory receptor 10T2. The record is from RefSeq and is a predicted model, not a curated record. Gene Ontology annotation, cellular component: membrane. Gene Ontology annotation, biological process: G protein-coupled receptor signaling pathway. Gene Ontology annotation, molecular function: G protein-coupled receptor activity; olfactory receptor activity. The coding region runs from base 1 to 948 and encodes 315 amino acids. The transcript has 2 exons. NCBI's taxonomy places the organism in Eukaryota, Metazoa, Chordata, Mammalia, Eulipotyphla, Erinaceidae.